This is a messenger RNA of Pelobates cultripes (western spadefoot toad), 5138 nucleotides long. The record is from the annotation of a GenBank genome assembly. Lineage: Eukaryota; Metazoa; Chordata; Amphibia; Anura; Pelobatidae.
GUUCUCACUGGUUUAAAGGUAAGAUAGAGUCCCUAUAAAAGGGAUAACAUUGCUUCUCUCAACAUUCCUUCUGAUUUACUUAUUGAACCACUUAAUCAAAUCAGAGGCCCCGUUCCCAAGAUGUCAGAGCUAGAGACCGCGAUGGUCAUGAUCAUGGAUGUCUUUGACAGAUAUGCAUGCACUGAAGGCAACAAAACGACCCUUACCAAAGGUGAAAUGAAAACCCUUGUAGAGAAAGAACUGCCUGGAAUAUUUUCGGUAAGAUGUUCGUUUAUUCACAGAACUUGGAGCUCAUUUUUGGAAUAUUUAUUAUAUAUCUGACAUAAAACAGGUUUAAUAAACAGAACCCAUUACCAAAAUCCAUAAUUAAAUUAAUUUCCAUAAUAUGCAGAUAGGGUUAUUCACUACAGAGCUAUUUUUGAAAACAAAUAUUAGCAUAACGUUUAUUUGAAGCGAGGUGCAUAGCUAGCAUAUAAACAAAUCACAACACAGCAAUUUUGCCUAUGGAGUGUUUUGCAGAAAAAAGAAAAAAGAAAAAUUAUAAUUAUAUCAUUUACACAAGUUUUACUUUUACAUUAAUUCAGACUUCAUUAAAAAUAUUUGGGAAAUGAAAAGUUUUAAGAUGUGUACUGUGUCCUAUAUAUAGCAAUAUUUCACACAGGGUCUGAAAUGUUAGUAUAAAGCAAAAAUGCAAUAUUUAGGUGUGACAAAAAUAGAUAAAUAAAAAUGGUUAAAAAUCUUCUUUAUAUGUAUUUGUCAGGUCCAUGUAGACAAAAGAGAAACAGAACAGCUUACUUGAAAUGCAAACAGAAUGUAAAAAGAAAGCCUGAAUCUGAGCACAAAACCUACAUACAGUAAAUAAGUUAAAUCAUGUUUCUUUCUAAAAUAAAGUGCUACAGCAACCAUUAUUAAUCUCUUGAAUGCUGAUGUAAUGCUAACAGUAAAAUGGUAGUGUCCACUCACUCACCCCUUGACUGAAGAUAUGAUAGGACUCAUUGAAACCUCCGGAGCUGAAAUAUGGGUGCGAUAAUUUAUCACUCUGCUGAGUGUAACUAUAUUAUUUGUGUUUUGACCCCUAACCAUAACUCUGCCACACUUAAUUCAUUGGGUGUUUUUUUAUGGGGGGUUAGGGGAGGUUUGGGGUGGGAUAUGUUUUAUUUAUUUUUUACUUUUAUGACUGAAAUGAUGAAACCUAAAUAGAAUGUCUGUGAUUUUCAUCAUUAGAUUUUGUGACAAAGUUACUAACACCUACAUUGAAGUAAGCAAAAUACUUGUCAAAAAGCUGGGAGGGUAUCUAUUUGUAAAAUUUUAAUAUAUAUAUAUGGAGCAGGGUAGAUGCACAAGGUUUAAGGGUAGCUAGUCUGUAAAGUGAGCACCAUAGAUAAUGAAAGGAGGACUUUGUCAACAUGACUCCAACGACACAUGUGGAAUAAUGGAGAAUUGGCGUUGUUCUAGAUAUAUUUGAAGUUUUUUUGAAGAUGCAAGUUUUAGAGAUGACUUGAAGACUGGACGAGGAGGUAAUUGCUAGAACAGGUAGAUAAUAGAUUCCUGAGACAUGAAGAGCUCAGACAGGGCCGCCAUCAGGGGGUGACAACCAUAACGGUUGUCACGGGCCCGACGGCCCUGGGGGGCCCGGCAGCCCGGGCCCUACAUGUGGGGCCCAUCGGGUGGCCCACACACUUAGGGCCACAGCGCUGACUGGGCCCCUUUAAAAAAAAAAAAAAAGCCGCAAGUGCUGCUGGGAGGAAGUGGUCACUUCCUCCCAGCCCACUCCACACGGGAGGAGCGCGCGCGCCAGUGAAGAGGGAGAGCCAGGCAGUGAAGAGGGAGCCGCGCCGUCUCCCAUCAUCCCCAGCCACCCUCCUGCAAAGAAAAGGUAAGAGACAGGAGGGUGGCUGGAAAAUGAGCUGUGUGUGUGUGUCUGUAUGCAUGUCUGUAUGUGUAUGUCUGUGUCUGCAUGCAUGUAUGUCUAUGUAUGUAUGUCUGUCUGUAUGCAUGUAUGUCUAUGUCUGUCUGUAUGCAUGUCUGUCUGUAUGCAUGUAUGUCUGUAUGUCUAUGUAUGUCUGUAUGUAUGUCUGCCUGUAUGUAUGUCUGUAUGUAUGUAUGUGUAUGUCUGUAUGUCUGUCUGUCGGCAUGCAUGUAUGUCUAUAUACGUAUGUAUGUCUGUCUGUGUAUGUAUGUCUGUCUCUGUAUGUAUAUCUGUCUGUAUGCAUGUAUGUCUAUGUAUGUAUGUCUGUCUGUAUGCAUGCAUGUCUGUGUGUGUCUGUAUGUAUGUCUGUGUGUAUGUCUAUGUUUGUCUGACUGUAUGCAUGCAUGAAUGUCUAUGUAUGUCUGUCUGUAUGUAUGUGUAUGUCUGUAUGUAUGUCUGUAUGCAUGCAUGUAUGUCUAUGGAUGUAUGUAUGUCUGUAUGCAUGUAUGUCUGUAUGUCUAUGCAUGUAUAUAUGUAUACCCUGAGCUGAAUUAGGGGCCCCAAAAUUUCUGGUGGCGGCCCUGAGCUCAGAAGACAAGAAAAAGAUAACGUGAUGCAGACAUGGGAAUAUGAAUACAACAAGAUCUGACAGAAGAGCUAUUUACUUAUUACUUUUCUCAGAAAAUCUGCUGCCUCUGAAAGAAUAUUAAACUAUAUCAUUUUGUACUGACUAUGUAGGUAACGUUCUCUCUAAGCCAAGUCAAGGUCACUAAACAAUAAGAAAUAUUAAACCACAGCCAUGGCCUGGAUAAAUAGUAGCUUUUCUAUUUUUAUAAAAAAAAAAAAAAUGUUAUUCAGUUCGAUUUGGACGUGAUAUGUCCUCAUUGAUAUGUCAACAUUUUAAAAACCAUCUGAAGAGAUUACUAACCCUUUUAAUUAGGGUAUAAAAACACUAUACUAUAUAGUUUUGACAGUGCAACAACAUUUAAUUUUCUCUGAGUCAUCCUGGAUCAGGGAUUGUUGGGAGGUAUGGUUAAAUAUUCACUUUUUUCCUCACAGGGGACAGACAAGCCAGGCUUUCUUUUCGUUAUGAAAGAUAGUUUCAUACUGUAGCUCUUCUGAAAUGCCUUUCAUCUCAGCUAAUUUUAUGGUCAUCUGAAUAUAUCAGGGGGGUAUAGACUCCAAGCAGUAAAAUAUGAUGAACGAAUCACUUUUUAACUGGUUAGCUUUGAUAACGGACAGGUUAAACACAGAAGCUAAAGCCACAAAAAUUCAACUUAAAGGACCACUCUAGGCACCCAGACCACUUCAGCUUAAUGAAGUGGUCUGGGUGCCAGGUCCAGCUAGGGUUAACCCAUUUUUUAAUAAACAUAGCAGUUUCAGAGAAACUGAUUUUCACAGUGAGAGCAUGCCAGCGUCCAUAGGAAAGCAUUGAUAAUGCUUUCCUAUGCGACUGGCUGAAUGCGCGCGCAGCUCUUGCCGCACGUGCGCAUUCAGCCGACAGGGAGGAGAGAAGGAGGAUCGGAGGAGGAGAGCUCCCCGCCCAGCGCUGAAAAAAGGUAAGUUUUUACCCCUUUCCUCUCCCCAGAGCCGGGCGGGAGGGGGACCCUGAGGGUGGGGGCACCCUCAGGGCACUAUAGUGCCAGGAAAACAAGUAUGUUUUCCUGGCACUAUAGUGGUCCUUUAACCAUAAGCCUACUGAGAGCAAAUAAUGAAGGAAGCUCAUUACUUCACUUUUCUAAAUAGAAAGUAAGUAAAAUACAAAAUAAAACAUUCCCUGCAGUAUCUGAAAUAAAAAACAACAGUUUCAAACCGUAUCAAAUUAGUGGAACACAUUGAAACAUUCCAUUAGUUCCUAAUGAGAUUCAUUUAAUUUUUCCUUUUUGCUCCAGAAUUGUUUAGCAUUAAUUAAUAUGUUCUAGUAAUAAAAAUAUGAUUAUUAAAUAACCAAUAAAUGUUCUUUGUGUAAUGCCAGACUGAGGAAUAUAAUGGAGCUUUUUAAAUAAAUGACAAAAGUGUGUUAUGCUAUAUUCAACCCUUCUCUAUCAAGGGAUUUACCUAAAAAGGCUACCAUUUCUAUUGUUACCUUGUUGUGGAAAGUAAUAAUUACUUUGUCAGUAUGUGUACAUAGUACAUGUUAUUGUAAUGAUAAUUGUAUUUUUCCUUCAUAUGAAAUGUACAAGAAUUAUUAAAGACUAGAAAAUAAUAUUUUGGAUACACAUAUAUUGAUAUGUAAACUGUUGUCAUUUUCCUGUGUUCCGAUGUAUGUUUCAGUCUUGUAUGUGUGCUAAAUCUCCUCCCCUACAUACCAUAAUGUUCUCAUAUAAUUCCUCCAUCACAUUAUUGGCUCAAAAUUGCAAUAUUUAUCCCAAAUAAAUUUCAAACCUCGACAAUUUCAAAUCCCAAAAAAGGGUAGAUGCAAAUUAUAAGGAAGCUAUAUUUUUACCACUGGCCACUCAAAUCUAAAUCUAUCACCUCUUUUUAGCUUAGGGCCUAGUGCAACAAUAAGCAGACAAUCCACUUUCACAAAAAAAAACUUUACUCUCCAGACUUCGUUGCAAAAAAUAACAAUAUGCAGUUAUCAAAAUUCUGAAGAAAGUUUGCAUAGUCAAACUGAAACGUUGACCCAAUAAACUAUAUAUUGUUAUUCUUUUGUCAAGAAGUCCCUAGUCUGCCAUUUUUUUUCUUGUUUUUGAAAGAAAUAAUUAUAUAUAUUCUAGGUGGUAUUUUUCAUAAUAAUCAUAAUAAUAAUAAGUCAUUAAGAAUCCUGAUGCAUAAAUAACUUAGCACAGCUUUCAAAGUUGUGUACACGUAAUAUGUUACUUUAUUAUAUGUCAGACACACGUACAAAUCUACUGAAUGAAUAAAUGUACCUUGAAUGAAUGUUCACUGGUCUGUUUGUUUUUAGGCUGCGAAGGAAAAGGAUGCUUCAGACAAACUCUUAAAGGAUCUGGAUGAAAAUGGUGAUUGUGAAGUGGAUUUUCAGGAGUUUGCUAUCUUCGUGGUUGCCCUAUGCACCAUUGGACAUGCAAGAUUUGCAAAUGUACCUCCAAAGAAGUGAUUUACAGCCAAUAACUAUGGACAUUAUUCACAAUAAAACUCUAUAAUCUAUAUUAACACUCAUCAUUUUUAUAUUGUUUUAUUAACUUAGCAUUCCUUUAAUUUCACUUAUAACUUACAACUACUUAUAACUUAAAAUUACACCAGUGAAUUAAACAUUGAAAAUUGC